AUGGGCCUGCUCGCGGUCGUUCUCGACAGCCUCUGCGAGCGCUGCUCGAACACGUCAAUUCUAGUACUUCUGGGGAUCGGACUGUCAUCCCUGCUGGCUGUCUCCGUCAUUCUCAAUGUACUAAGACAGUUGUUAUUCAAGAACCCCAAUGAGCCCCCUCUGGUGUUUCACUGGUUUCCAUUCAUAGGUAGCACAAUUAGCUAUGGCAUGGAUCCUUAUAAAUUCUUCUUCGACUGUCGCGCAAAGUACGGCGAUAUCUUCACCUUCAUUCUUCUCGGCAAAAAGACAACAGUUUAUCUGGGAACCAGGGGCAAUGAUUUCAUUUUAAACGGAAAGCUACGUGAUGUCUGUGCUGAAGAAGUUUACUCCCCACUUACAACCCCUGUCUUUGGGCGUAACGUGGUGUAUGAUUGUCCCAAUGCCAAACUUAUGGAGCAGAAGAAGUUUGUCAAAUUCGGUCUCACAUCAGAUGCCCUGCGUUCGUACGUUCGUUUGAUUACCAACGAGGUAGAUGACUUUGUCGAGCAUUCUGCGGCUUUCCAGGGAUCAAGUGGCGUUUUUGACGUCUGCAAGACCAUCGCAGAGAUUACCAUCUACACUGCGUCACGUUCUCUUCAAGGAAAGGAAGUCCGCAGUCGGUUUGAUUCUACUUUCGCCGAACUAUACCAUGAUCUUGACAUGGGGUUUGCUCCUAUCAACUUCAUGCUCCCUUGGGCACCCCUUCCUCACAACCGGAAACGUGAUGCUGCACAGAAAAAGAUGACCGAAACCUAUAUGGAGAUUGUCAAAGAACGCCGAACGGGUGGAAACAAGAAGGAUUCUGAGGAUAUGGUCUGGAACCUCAUGUCCUGCGUAUACAAAGAUGGCACUCCUGUUCCAGACGAGGAAAUCGCACACAUGAUGAUUGCCUUGCUUAUGGCUGGCCAGCAUUCUUCUUCAUCGACAGCUUCAUGGAUAGUUUUGCACCUUGCAAGAAAUCCAGAAAUCAUGGAAGAGUUAUAUGCCGAACAGAUCCGUGUGCUUGGGUCAGAUCUUCCACCUCUUACUUAUGAAAAUUUGCAGAAGCUUGACUUGCACGCUAAGGUCAUCAAAGAGACACUACGAAUUCACGCGCCGAUCCAUUCAAUCAUCCGCGCAGUCAAAAACCCAAUGCCUGUGGAUGGCACGCCAUAUGUUAUCCCAACCAGUCACAAUGUCCUUUCAUCGCCUGGUGUUACCGCAAGAUCAGAGGAAUAUUUCCCUAACCCUCUCAAAUGGGAUCCUCACCGCUGGGAUGAGACUAUUGCAGCCAAUGCGAAAGAAGAAGAUCAAAUUGAUUAUGGAUAUGGUCUUGUCAGCAAAGGCACUAAUAGCCCCUACCUUCCAUUUGGUGCAGGACGUCACAGAUGCAUUGGUGAACAAUUCGCCUACGUGCAACUUGGUGCAAUUACCGCGGCUUUGGUGAGGUUAUUCAAAUUCCGCAACCUGCCAAACGUCAAGGAUAUUCCGGAAACAGACUACUCGUCUCUCUUCUCCAAGCCUGCUGGCAAGUCUAUCAUUCAAUUUGAGAAGCGCGCUACCACCGUUAAAUCAUAA
Aspergillus luchuensis is the source of this 1575-nucleotide messenger RNA. RefSeq names its product cytochrome P450. Gene Ontology annotation, biological process: ergosterol biosynthetic process. Gene Ontology annotation, molecular function: heme binding; oxidoreductase activity, acting on paired donors, with incorporation or reduction of molecular oxygen; iron ion binding. The record is from RefSeq and is a predicted model, not a curated record. The coding region runs from base 1 to 1575 and encodes 524 amino acids. Lineage: Eukaryota; Fungi; Ascomycota; Eurotiomycetes; Eurotiales; Aspergillaceae. The transcript has 4 exons.